Molecule: messenger RNA, 1606 nt
Organism: Amborella trichopoda
Lineage: Eukaryota; Viridiplantae; Streptophyta; Magnoliopsida; Amborellales; Amborellaceae
Source: RefSeq, a predicted model, not a curated record
AUGGCUGAUAUGCGGCUGAAGUUUAAAGGGGAGGUCAAGAUUGUUGAAGAAGUCAUUGCACGAAGCCACCACUCUGGAGGCCUCAUCUUCGACUGGAAAUUGAGGACCUCCUCACAAUACUCCCUUUCAACCGUCUUUCUCCUGGAAACAAAGAUGGUCUCCUUGGACAUAGUGUUCAUCAUAUCUUUUUGGGGCUCUGGCCCUUUAGACUUUUUAUAUAUACCUUCUAAUGGCCUCUCUGAAGUUUUGGUGAAGGCAACCCCUCAACUAGCUUCAAACAAUGUUCCUUUACUUCUCUACUACAACGAAGAUUCUCUCCGUGAGCCACCAUUCUGCUUUGAGCUUAUGUGGCUUGAAGACAAGUCUCUUCUGAAACUUGUCUCAGAUUCUUGGAUGGAGUGCCCAGAAGGUGGUUUGGGUAUUCAGAGAAUUAAGGAUGUCAAUGAAGCUCUGUCGACCAAGUGGUGGUGGCGUCUUGCUGCCCAACAAGAUCAACUAUGGGCCAAGCUCUCUCAUGGCUUCCCUGAUAGAAUCAUUUGGUCCCUAGAGCCUUAUGGCACUUUCUCUAUUUCUUCUUUGUAUAAUGUGCUCUUCAAAGAUCGUUACAUUCAAAGUUAUGGCCAUCUAGCCAAAUUUCUGGAGAGAGCUUCUUCUUCUUCUCAAGAAUCUACCGAAAAGGAGGACGAAUUCUCUAUCCUCACGGCAAUGAGAAGCCCUUUCAAUGACAUUGUCAUGAUCCAGAGUCAGGGCUCCAGAAUCUUGCUCCUUGAUUCCACACGGAACAUCCAUAGCAUUUAUACUGAGGGGCAAAAGUUAACAGGUUCUUAUUGGGACGAAUUUGCAUGCCUUCCAGCAGUUGUUCCUAAAGGCCCCAUUGCAAUAUUGGGUUUGGGCGGUGGCACAGCUGCUCAUUUAAUGCUUGACCUAUGGCCUUCAUUGGAGCUCGAGGGAUGGGAGAUUGAUGAAAUCUUGAUAGAUAAAGCAAGAAAGCAUUUUUACUUGUCUGAUCUAGAGAAAUGCAAUGAAGCUGGUGGUAUUCUACAUGUUCAUGUUGGUGAUGCUCUUUCCCCGAUGGCUGUUGUUCCUGGUGGAUUCUCUGGCAUAAUUGUGGAUUUGUUUUCUGAUGGGAAAGUUUUACCGCAGCUGCAAGAGGUUUCCACAUGGUUAGAACUUGAGAAGAGGCUAAUGCCCAAUGGACGUAUAAUGGUUAACUGUGGUGGUGCUCAUGCUGAAGCAUGCAGCUCUGAAGAUGAAAAUUACAGCAUUUACUUCUCAUGCUCUGAAGGUGUCUCAGUCUACAAUCCCACAAUCACUGCAUUAUGCACAUCAUUUCCUGGAAAUCUAAGCUGGAGGAAAAUGGAAGAAGGGGAGAGUUUGAAUUAUCUCGCACUCACUGGGCCUCCUCCUGACUUGUCGGCGUGGUCAGCUGCUGUUCCCUCACAAUUGAGCUCCAAUAUUAAAAAAUGGAAACCUUUUCAACUUUCAUGACACCUCAUUCUACCAUCUGUUUACAUUACCCUUGCCCAUUACAUUCUUGUCUUUUUUUAUGAUUCUACAGAACAAUGGCAUUCAAUUUUUUGGGUGUUUUAUGAAACACUUACAUUCU